UAUAAUUUUAACAUGGCCGACUUUGAUAAAAGUGAAGAAGCUUCUCCUGAAAUAAUGCGUAAAAAGUCAGAAAGUGAGAGCAAACCUAGUUUGCAGCAAGACGAGGACAGUGAAAGUGCAGAAGAACAGCCCCUAGAUAUUGGGGAGCAUUAUUUAGUACGAAGAUCCGAUGAUUCUUGGCAUCCUGCCGAGAUCAUACAGUCAAGAUAUAAUGAUUUGGAACGUCAAUAUGAGUAUUAUGUGCAUUAUGAAGGUUAUAACCGUAGAUUGGAUGAAUGGGUUCCCAGAGGCCGCAUUAUGUCUUCCAGAUUUAACAUGUCGGAGAGUGGUCAGAAAGGAGCUGUGGAUAUGAAAGUUUGGAGAGACAGACCCGUAAUAACAGACCUUCUCGCCGACAAUUCCGAUAGAAAAAUAACACGCAACCAGAAACGUAGACAUGAUGAAAUUAACCACAUUCAAAAAACUUAUGCUGAAAUGGACCCAACAACAGCAGCGCUAGAAAAAGAACAUGAACAAAUUACUAAAGUAAAAUACAUUGAUAAGAUACAAAUUGGACGGUUUGAAAUUGACACUUGGUAUUUUAGUCCGUAUCCUGAAGAUUAUGGGAGGCAAAGUAAACUUUGGAUUUGCGAAUAUUGCCUGAAAUACAUGCGUUUGGAGAAAAGUUACCGGUAUCAUAUGAGCGAGUGUACCCAGAGACAACCUGUCGGAAAAGAAAUUUAUAGAAAGGGAACAUUGUCAGUAUAUGAAGUAGAUGGAAAAGAUCAUAAGGUUUAUUGUCAGAACCUUUGUCUAUUGGCCAAGUUAUUCCUAGAUCACAAAACCUUGUACUUUGAUGUGGAACCUUUUCUAUUCUACAUACUGUGUGAAGUAGACAAACAAGGGGCUCAUAUUGUUGGUUAUUUCUCCAAGGAAAAAGAAUCCCCCGAUGGAAACAAUGUAGCAUGCAUUUUAACUCUUCCGCCGUAUCAGAGGCAAGGUUAUGGGAAGCUACUAAUCGCAUUUAGUUACGAAUUAUCCAGGCUCGAGGGCACCGUCGGUAGUCCCGAACAACCACUAAGUGAUCUGGGCAAACUGAGUUAUCGCAGUUAUUGGAGUUGGGUUCUUUUAGAAAUUUUGAGGGACUUCAGGGGAACUUUGUCCAUUAAAGAUUUAAGUCAAAUGACCAGUAUCACACAGACAGACAUAAUAUCCACUUUGCAAAGUAUGAAUAUGGUGAAGUACUGGAAAGGGCAGCAUGUAAUUUGCGUUACCCCAAAACUGGUGGACGAGCAUAUAAAGUCCAGCCAGUACAAGAGGCCCAGACUUUGCGUAGACAGCAGUGCCCUUAGAUGGACCCCUAGAAGACAUGCUAACAAUAAGCUAGGGAAAAAAUAGCAUACACUUAACGUUGUAAUUAGACAUAAAGUACUUUGAGUAUUUUACGUACAUUUGUGAUAUUACAUUUAAUUUCGUAAUUCUGUAGGAUAUGAUUUUUAUGAUUUUUUUAAGUACAAUUUAGUGGUAUGUUGUUCGUAAAUAAAUAAGUAAAAAAACAUAUUUUUUAUUUUUGUUGUACUGUAAACAGUUUGCCGCAAAUGGCAAAACCGCAAAAUUUUUUAAGCUGUGUUCUCUUCCAAUUACUUCGAACACGUCUUGAAUCAAUUUGAAUAUUAGUACUUGAAAUUAUUAUCUGUAGAGUCGUUCUUAAUGAAAUAAAAAGGUGUCUUUUUAUAA
This is a messenger RNA of Anoplophora glabripennis (Asian longhorned beetle), 1716 nucleotides long. RefSeq names its product histone acetyltransferase KAT8 (gene mof). Lineage: Eukaryota; Metazoa; Arthropoda; Insecta; Coleoptera; Cerambycidae. The transcript is spliced from 7 exons. Gene Ontology annotation, molecular function: histone acetyltransferase activity. Gene Ontology annotation, biological process: regulation of DNA-templated transcription. The record is from RefSeq and is a predicted model, not a curated record. The coding region runs from base 13 to 1377 and encodes 454 amino acids.